GAGAGAGAGAUCAAGAUCCAGCAACUAGAUAGAUGGAUAAUCAUUUAACUAAUUUAUGUAAUGCCUACCUCAAUGACGUUCAGGCAAGUAAACAAUACAAGUUGUUUGUCCGGGAAGGUUCCCAAAAAACGGUCAUUGUCUGAGUUUCUGAAGACGGUUCAUCCAGAAUUGGGUAUGAUACUUUCUCAAAAAGGCCCACCAGCUUUCGAUCCUCUGAUUGUGAUUACUCGACCCACAAAUGAAGCAGUUCCCAACGUGGCGGUCCAUAUCCCUACUCCAGUGUAGCAAUCUCUGCAUUUCUGCCAUUGUGACGUUUUCUGUCCCCAAAUCUGUGCAAAUUUUGGCAGGUAUCGCCAUCCUUUUCUCAACUUCACAUAUAAAAUAACCAGCGAUGAUCCUGGGGUUGCUGUUUGUUGAAUAGACAUAGAGCCAAACAAUGAGCCUUGAAUAACUAUCAAUGGCUCCAUUGAUGCAAAGACCAAAAGGCUUUAGUUUAUCGUACGAGUCGACAUGCCGCCAAAAAUUAGGUCCGGGGUUAACGUGGGUACGUUGGGUCAAGCGAUUUCUCCGCCUAUGUGCAACACCACGGGGGUCUAAAACCUUGACCAGAUGUCUCGCGGUGCUCUGGGUCAUAACAUAUCCGGCUUGGAUGCAGCAGAGAUGGAGUAGUUUGUAUCCAUGGUGUCUUCCAUUGCUCUCCAGCUCAUCGAUUACAAAUAACGCAACCUCCAGUGGGUCGAACUGAUCAAUCCUCCUGAACAGUCCAAUGCAUUUUAAAUGACGUCUGAGAGUACGCAUACUUAUUACAAGCCCGUCCACUGAGCUCAACAACUGCAGAAGUCUCCAUGUCUCAACCCAAGCAUGAAAUAGAACUUAAUCAAACCUUUAAAAUGAGCCAAGGUGCGGUGGUUUACAUAAUUCACCUACGGCACCUCGAGUUAGGUUACGAGGUGUAAGCCCUGAAAUAGUCGUAAUGUUAAUGUAUAAUGUAACUAAUUCUAGACAUUUUCCAUGCUCUGUUUCCUCCAUACACUUUUUAAUCUCUUUGCAGAUAAGCGCAAUGAUAUUUUCAAUUAAUAUGAAACAUUUUUUCUCAUUUUCUCCAUUUUUUUUCUUUGAUUUACAAAACUCGUUCCAUUUUCACUGCAAAUUGCUUGUGGAAUGCCAUAGCAUGGUAUUGUGUCUUUACAUAAUACAUUUGCUACUGUUAGAGGAUGAAGGUGUUUUGUUGGAAAUAACUAUUCAUUUAGAGAAUCCUUCUGUAAUUGCUGAAGACUAUUAUAUUCUUUUAUUGCACUUUCAUUAUUUGCUUAAAUAUAACCUUAUACAUUUAAUCAACAGAUAAAGUAUUGUCCAUUUGCUAAUCAGACAAGGAUGUGUUGUAGAGCCGGUGGUUGUCCUUGUCCUACGCAGAAAAACUGCUGGUGCCUUCCUGCUCUCCCAGGCGUUGCCGUGGAGACAAACGACACCAGAUAAGGAGUGGAAAAUUACCAUCAAGACUCCGGGGGGCAGCCACUUUUACCAUGGACCCAUACAUAUAAAAACCUUGUGUUACUGGGCAGCUCUUGUCUUCUUCUUUGGCUAUUCUGCCAGAAGACACGCGUCUCGUGUGCGGCAGAUACCUAUAUAAGACCCGGACGUCUGUAUUGCACAUUCCUUUGUGAUAAAUCCAUUUGCAGUUAACUUUUUCUAAUCAUUGGUCAUAUCUUCCUCGAUUCAUGAACAUGCGUAGGAUCCAAACUCGCAAAUCCCUACAAUUUGGUUACCCCGACCGUAAGUCGAGGGAGGUAGACGAGUGUUGGCCGGCGGCAGAUGAGAUAAAGAGAGACAUAUGAGAAACACGAGUGUUAUAUGGACAAGUCGAGGGUGGUCGUCUGUACUUCUGACUUCUCCAGGUCGCGACCAAAACUAAAAGGUCCAAUGCGAGGGCGUGGUGGCUGGUCCAACAACAGAGGGGGCCAAGGCAGAGGCAGAAAUGACAGCUUUGGCGGCCCGCCCUGGCAGCAGGAUGGACAGCAGCAGGUUGGACAGUACCACUUGGGGUGCCCAGUAAGCCAGGGGUCCGGCGAUGCAGGUGCCAUGAUCCCCAUCUCUGUUGCGGGGCGAAAAGUAAACACUGUCGUUGACACAGGGGCAACACAAUCCUCACUCAAUAUCUCGCUCCUGGACACUUUAUUGUCACACAACACUGUGCAAUUAAUGGGCUUCUCAGGGACUCAAUGGGUCCUGCAAUGGACUCAACCCCUACUGACAAUCUUGGCUGCACAGACCUUCCACCAUUCGUUUGUACAUUCACCACAAACACCAGUGGCAGCUGACACCAUCUGCCACUCUGGACAAUGGUUUAUGACAACUGUGAGUGAACCAACUCCAACGGUGGACAUUUAUUGGGCUUGACUUGAACCAGAAACACUGCUCAAACCUGGUCUCAUACAUCAAUUUCUGUUGUGGAAGCCCUGGUUAAACACUCUUAGGGGUUACCUGCCUCCACUAGAUCCAUACCAUUGCACACUAUAUUACGACCGCAACCCGAUCUAGUAUACAUGGAAAACUUUUCAUGCAUACAAGGUGAUGCUUGGGACAUUACAUCCACACAUAUAUACACAGCAAGGGAGGGUGUAGCGGCAUCCUGCUCUCUUACACCAGAUCAAAUGACAUGGUUCAAAAUGCAGGAAGAGUUAGUACCCCACAUUUCACUUGCUCUGUCUCCAGGACACGUAGCCCGGCAGCUGGUACCUAUGGUGAAACGACUGACUCAAAUGACUGACUGGGAUGACACACCACUCCCUAACAUACAGAUCUUCAAAUCUGCAGAUGCAUACCGCUUCAUUGUUCCUGACGCACCUCCGACAACUCAUAUGAACAUAUUAGAACAUAAGACCCUAACUCGAGAACAUGGACGUGACUACUCUGACCAUGACAACGUCGAGUCAAUGUUAAACGAACAGCCUAAAUUAGUUUGGUCCUUUCGACCCUUUGAUUUUGGAAAUUGUACUAAGACAUCAGAUAUUAAAAUCACUGCUUUUCCAGGAUAUCAUGUUUACAGAGCUCAAUAUUAUUGGCCAGCGCCUGCUAACCAGGGGAUGGAGGACACUCUCACUGGCCUGUGGAAUUCUGGAGUCCUGGAAACAUCCACCUCCUCGUGGUGUACACCACUCAGCCCAGUUUUAAAAGCAGAUGGUAAAACUUAUCGUAUGGCACAUGAUUUGAGAGCCGUUAAUCACGUAACGACCACACCAUUGUUACCUGGACUCGACCCCCACAGAAUGUUUUCUACCAUCACACCGGAUUUGAAAUACUUCACAGCCAUUUAUUUGGCUAAUGCAUUCUUCUGUGUCCCACUUGCACUUAAGUGUAGACACUUGUUUGCAUUCAGAUAUCAGGGACACAAUUUGCAAUACACCAGGUUGCCACAAGGCUUCAAAAAUUCUCUUGGAAUUUUUAAUCAAUGUUUGACAUCAUUGCUCCAGGAUCUUGAUCUCCCAGACAGAUGUGAAUGUCAUGAUCCUGCCGCUUCAGCAUGAGCUGUGCGGGUGUCCGCGCAGGUGCGCUGAUUGGAAGGUGCACACCUGCGCCUCAUGCAGCCUGAUUAUGCUAUGGAUUUAUAUGACCGCGAUGACAACUGGCCGGCGCCAGUUCGUAUGAUCUUCAUGUCCCAUUCGUGUGCUCCGCUAUCCCUGAUCGAACCUGUGUGUACCGACCUUCGUCCGUUCUCCGACCAACCUUGUAAGCCUGACUCCUUUGAUACUUCUGCCUGCGUUGAUUGUUCUCCCGUGUACCGACUCCUGCCUGUCCGCUGCUGCACCGGACUGCCUGCUCGAUCCCCGACCUCGGCAUAUAAUAAACGUGUCUCUUCUUGAACUACCUUGCGUCUUCCGAGUUCCUGCAUUUGGGUCCUACUCUCGUUUCCGAUGGGACGUGACAGUGAACUCCUGAUGUAUGUUGAUGAUCUCCUGUUGGCAGCCCCAACAGCAGAGUCUCAUAGUGAAUUGGUUAAAAUACAGCACAACGGCUCUCCUGAACAAAAGAUAUUUUGAUCAAAACUCACUCUAUGGCUCAUAUUGGCCCCAGAGCCAUGCUAACCAAACUCCACAUGUGGUGGCAUCCUAAAAUGUCUGACUUGUGUCACGCCCACUGUUGUGACUGUAAUAUUUGCCAGCUACACAAUGUUUGCUCCACACUUAGACCAUUGCCAGGUUCAUUUGAGCCACCCACCUGGCCCGGUGCUGAAAUGGUCAUGGAUUUCACAGACGUGAUCACUCCUGUUCAAGGUAAGCGCUACCUUCUUGUUUUUGUUGACACCUUUUCUUGAUGGCCUGAAGCCUACCCCUGCACUGGCGAAGACGCCAUGUCGGUAAUGAAAGCUUUGGUGAACCAUUGGAUUUCAACGCACGGUUUCUCCGCUCUCAUCCACUCGGACAACGGUACAAAUUUCACAUCCACACACCUAGCUACUGUAGAGAAGUGGUUAGGAUUAACUCACAAGUUUGGUUGUGUUUAUCACCCCGCCAGUCAAGGUUCAGUUGAACGUAUGAAGCACGUUGAAGGAAAAACUGGCUAAAAUAUGUACCUCUUCCAGCAUGAAUUGGGUUCAGGCUCUCCCCAUUGCUCUGUUUGUGAGACAAACUGUGUCUUGCUCUACUUGUUUUUCCCCUUACGAACUUCUUACAGGUCGUCUGAUGCCUGCCCCACCCUCCUCACUCCAACCGCUGGAGGAAGGCACUGUGUCUUCCAAGUUUUCUCAUAAACUGUUUUGGACACAACUGCAUUCUUUUGCUUCUAAUUUCUCCUCCUUCACUCAGGACUCUCUUCUAUCACCACCUCCUGCACUUUAUCUUCCUGAAUGGUCAUCUGUGUACCUUAAACUACUCUCUCGUAAGUGGUCAGAACUCUGUUGGUCCGGCCCACACAAGGUGACUGCUCGUACCUCCAAAGCCGUCCGCUUGGAGGGAAAAGGAACUAAGUGGUUUCAUUAUUCUAUGCUUCGCCCUGCUACAGACUCUUAAUUGCACUUUUCUUUUAUUGUUUGUUGUUGUUUUAUUAUUAACCAUGAUUCCUACAGAUGGUCCGAUUGCUUUUCGGACCAAGAGAGGGAGAGCAGGAAUCUGUGGGAUUUUCAUUAUUGGUGUUAUUGUUGUUCUUGGUUAUUUUAAUCUGGGAAAUCGCUCAAAAAUACCCCAUACCCACACCCAUAUCAGUGCCAGUUGUUAGCAGAACCCACCUGGAAAAUAUUCAUCACAGAGAAGAGUUGUAUUAUAAACAAAGCCCUAUCUGUUGAUGAGUGGUUUAGGGUUUUGACAGGCAUUAGCCCAGUAAACAAUAAUUGGUUACUUAUGGCAGAACAAGCAGCAAAUAAAACCCAGAGUGACUGUGUUGUAUGCAUGGGACCUAGACCUUUGUUACGUGUUGUUUCUUCUUCUAUCAACUCCACCUGUGUUCUAGAUCUUGUGAAAAAUUAUGUGCCGACUAAAAAUCACUGCAAAAUCUGAGAUACUGCACAUCCGGUAACACCGGCUCAAAAGAACAAACCUGUGUUUAAUCGUGUAAACCAAAACUUCACUUGUAUUUUCCUGAAAGGGAUUGGUGCCCCAAUUGACAAUAUCUCUGAUUAGCAGUGUGCAGAGACCCAGGAAGCACCUUUCUUCCAACCUGUCAGCCGUGGACGGCAGACCGGUGUACUCUGUGCGCCGGCUGCUGUCUUCUCGUUGCAGGGGCAGGGGGGUCCAGGA
Syngnathoides biaculeatus (alligator pipefish) is the source of this 5729-nucleotide messenger RNA. RefSeq lists its product as uncharacterized. NCBI's taxonomy places the organism in Eukaryota, Metazoa, Chordata, Actinopteri, Syngnathiformes, Syngnathidae. The record is from RefSeq and is a predicted model, not a curated record. The coding region runs from base 2544 to 3524 and encodes 326 amino acids. The transcript has 2 exons.